AUGGAAAUUCAUGAAAACAGGACUAUACAGGCUGAUCAACAAUUUGCUACUCUCAAUAAAUCAGGUAUUGACUCAAUGCUCUCCACCCCUGCAACCCUUUAUAUUGAUACUGUUGGUGUAGCUGUUGGAGGUGAGGAUGGAAGAGGUCAGGAGGAUAUUAGAGCUCAGCAGGUUAGAUAUGAUAAAGGGAAAGAUAAAGUAUUUGAAGAAGGGACCUGUAGUAAUGUUGAGAAAGAACCUCCUGAUAAAAGUAUUUUCAAUAUGCUUCAACAGAUUAAUGCUAAAACUAACAACAAAAAUCAAUCUAUCACUGGUAUAUCCCAUAUUGACCAUCAAAGAGAUGUUAACUUUGAUGAGUAUAGAGAACCUGACUCUGAAGAUGAGGAUGAUGUGGAUACUCACUCUUUAGGGGAGGGUAUGGAACCAGGAGAGGAAAUUAACACCUCUGACCAAUUUCAAAAGGAACCUUUGCUACAGUCUUCUAAUAUUGAUGAGAUUAGAGAAGUUACUGGCAAACAGGGCUUAUCACCUAGAGGAAGAAAGAUUGUAAAACAAAAUAAGCUUACUAGUACUAGUAAGCCUAAUACUAGAGCUAGGAGUAGAGGUGAUUUCAAUGUAAUAACUUCUAUUAGUGAGAAACUGGGUGGUAGGGACUAUAAUAUCAAUAAGAGUCUGGAAUUUAUUACUAUCAUUGAGGCUUGUGGUUUAGUGGAUAUGGGAUAUCAUGGACAAAAUUUCACUUGGUGUAAUCAUAGGAGGGAUGGUGCAAGAAUAUGGAAAAGACUGGAUAGAGGUAUGACUAAUGACAAAUGGGUUGAAACAAUGCCUCACUCCAGUAUUACUCAUCUACCAUCUGUUGGAUCUGAUCAUAGCCCUUUAUUGCUGGAAAUAGGUGAUAUACAAUCCAAUAUUAUUAAAUAUUUUAAAUUUCUGAAUUGUUGGACUGAGAAUGAUAAUUUUUUAGCAACAGUGGAAAAUUGUUGGAAGAGAGAAGUUACUGGUAACCCUAUGUGGAUAUUACAUACAAAGUUGAGGAGGUUAACUAAGACUUUGAGAGGGUGGUCAAAACAGGAAUAUGGUGAUGUUUUUGAAAGAGUAAAACAUUAUGAGGAGCUGGUGAAACAGGCUGAAAAUGAUAUGUUCCUCAAUAAUAGUCCUGCAAAUAUUGAGAAAUUGAAUGUUGUCAAUGCUAAAUAUAUUAAGUACUUGAAGGUUGAACAUAAUAUUCUGCAGCAAAAAACUCAUUUACAUUGGUUAAAAGAGGGUGAUGCAAAUACCAAGUAUUUUCAUGCUUUGAUUAGAGGUAAAAGGAAUAGAAUAGCUAUUCAUAAGCUGAUGGAUGAUAAUGGAAAUUGGAUCCAAGGGGAAGACAAGAUUGCCAAACUAGCUUGUGAUUAUUAUGAACAGAACUUUACUGGUAAGGCUGAGAAAAUUAAGGAAGAGAAUCUCCAUUGUAUCAAUAAGAUGGUCACUCAAGCACAAAAUGAUGAUUUAGAUAGAUUACCUGAUGAAGAUGAAUUGAGAAGGAUCAUUAUGAGUAUGAAUCCUAACUCAGCACCUGGUCCGGAUGGUUUUGGAGGAAAAUUCUACCAAACAUGUUUUGAUAUUAUCAAGAAGGAUUUAUUGGCUGCUGUUAACUACUUUUAUAUUGGUAAUAGUAUGCCUAAAUACAUGACUCAUGCCUGCCUCAUCUUACUCCCUAAAGUUGAACACCCCUGUAAAUUAAAGGAGUUCAGACCCAUCAGCCUUAGUAACUUUUCUAAUAAAAUCAUUUCUAAGAUCAUGAGUACUAGAUUAGCAUCUAUUUUACCUUGUGUAGUUUCAGAAAAUCAAUCAGGUUUUGUCAAAGGGAGGAGUAUCUCUGAAAACAUUUUAUUGGCUCAUGAAAUUAUUCAUGGUAUUAAAAAACCAAGAGAUGGCAGUAAUGUAGUUAUUAAACUAGGUAUGGUCAAAGCUUAUGAUAGAGUUUCCUGGACCUAUACUUGUAUUGUGUUAAGGAGAAUGGGUUUCAGUGAAAUCUUUAUUGAUAGAAUUUGGAGGAUUAUGAGUAAUAAUUGGUAUUCUAUUGUUAUAAAUGGGAAGAGACAUGGAUUUUUUCAUUCAAAGAGAGGUCUUAAACAAGGUGAUCCCUUGUCUCCAGCACUUUUUGUUUUAGGUGCUGAAGUCUUUUCUAGACAGCUUAGCCUUCUUUAUCAAAAUCAGUUGUAUAAAGGGUUCCAUAUGGAAAGCAAUGGUCCUAAAAUUAAUCAUCUUAGUUUUGCAGAUGAUAUCAUUAUUUUUUCUUCUACUGAUAACAAUUCUCUUAAUCUUAUUAUGAAGACUAUUGAUCAAUAUGAGGAAGUUUCUGAUCAAAAAGUGAAUAAAGAUAAAAGCUUCUUUAUGGUAACCUCUAAUACUAGUCAUGAUAUUAUUGAGGAAAUUUCUAGAAUUACUGGUUUUAGUAGAAAAAACAGUCCUAUCAAUUAUUUGGGAUGUCCUUUAUAUGUUGGAGGGCAAAGAAUCAUCUACUAUUCUGAGAUUGUAGAGAAAGUGAUCAAAAAAAUUGCUGGCUGGCAUUUAAAGAUUUUAAACUUUGGGGGAAAGGUUACUCUUGUUAAACAUGUCUUACAAUCUAUGCCUAUCCAUACUCUUAGUGCAAUCUCUCCUCCAAAGACUAUUUUAAACAGUAUAAAAAAAGUGAUUGCUGAUUUCUUUUGGGGUAUAGAGAAGGAUGGUAAGAAGUACCAUUGGUCAUCUUGGAAUAAUAUGGCUUUUCCAACUAAUGAGGGAGGCAUUGGAGUGAGGCUGAUAGAAGAUAUGUGUACUGCCUUUCAAUAUAAGCAGUGGUGGGCCUUUAGGACCAACAAUUCUUUAUGGAGCAAAUUCUUGAAAGCCAAGUAUAAUCAAAGAGCCAAUCCAGUGGCAAAAAAAUACAAUACUGGAGAUUCUAUUGUAUGGAGAUAUCUUACUAGAAAUAGGCAAAAAGUGGAAUCUCUUAUAAAAUGGCAUAUUCAAUCUGGUACUUGUAGUUUUUGGUGGGAUUGUUGGUUGGAUAAACCUUUAGCUAUGCAAUGUGAUCAUGUAUCUAGCCUGAAUAACAGUGUUGUAGCUGAUUUUCUUAUAAAUGGUAACUGGAAUGAGAGGCUUCUUAGACAGCAUGUACCACCUCAGUUAGUUCCUUAUAUUCUGCAAACCAAAAUUAACUACCAAGCUGGCAAUAUAGACACUUCUAUAUGGACUCCUACAGAAUCUGGACAAUUUACUAUUAGUUCUGCAUGGGAUAGCAUUAGAAAGAAAAGAAAUAAAGACCCUAUUAAUAAUAUUAUAUGGCAUAAACAAAUUCCUUUUAAAGUAUCUUUUUUUAUUUGGAGAGCUUUAAGAGGAAAAUUGCCUACUAAUGAAAAUCUGCAGAGAAUUGGUAAGAAUCUAUCUGAUUGUUAUUGUUGUUACAAUAAAGGCAAAGAUGACAUUAAUCAUAUUUUGAUUAAUGGCAACUUUGCCAAAUAUAUUUGGAAGAUUUAUUCAUCAGCAGUUGGAGUAUUGCCUAUUAAUACAACUCUGAGAGAUCUACUAUUGCAGUGGAGGAAUCAACAAUAUACAAAUGAGGUACACAAGUUACUUAUACAUAUUUUACCUAAUUUUAUUUGUUGGAAUCUUUGGAAAAAUAGGUGUGCUGUCAAGUAUGGUUUGAAGAAUUCCAGUAUAUACAGAGUACAAUAUGGCAUUUUUAAGAACAUUAUGCAGGUGAUCACAAUUGUGUUCCCCAGUAUACCAUGGCAAACUAGUUGGAACAAUCUUAUUAAUAUAGUGGAACAAUGUAAACAACAUUACAAGAUUCUCAUAGUUAAGUGGAAUAAACCAGACUUAGGCAAAUAUAAACUCAAUACAGAUGGGAGUGCUUUACAAAACUCAGGUAAGAUUGGAGGAGGUGGAAUUCUAAGGGACAAUCAAGGUAAAAUAAUAUAUGCAUUUUCUUUACCUUUUGGAUUUGGAACUAAUAAUUUUGCAGAAAUCAAAGCUGCAUUACAUGGGCUGGAUUGGUGUGAGCAACAUGGUUACAAGAAGAUUGAGUUGGAAGUUGAUUCAAAGCUGUUGUGCAAUUGGAUCAAUAGCAACAUUAAUAUACCUUGGAGAUAUGAAGAACUAAUUCAACAAAUUCAUCAAAUAAUUAGGAAAAUGGACCAGUUUCAAUGCCAUCACAUAUAUAGAGAGGCAAACUGUACAGCUGAUUUAUUAUCAAAAUGGAGUCACAAUCUGGAAAUUCUACAAAAAUUUUAUACAACAAGACAACUUAAAGAACCAAUUAGAGGAAGCUACUUAUUGGAGAAAAUGGGAGUACAAAACUUUAGAAGAAGGAAGCUCAAGAGAAUAAAACAGCCUCCUUAG
Solanum lycopersicum (tomato) is the source of this 4365-nucleotide messenger RNA. RefSeq lists its product as uncharacterized. NCBI's taxonomy places the organism in Eukaryota, Viridiplantae, Streptophyta, Magnoliopsida, Solanales, Solanaceae. The record is from RefSeq and is a predicted model, not a curated record. Gene Ontology annotation, molecular function: nucleic acid binding; RNA-DNA hybrid ribonuclease activity.